This is a messenger RNA of Pieris rapae (cabbage white), 2825 nucleotides long. Its product is annotated as transmembrane protein 104 homolog. The record is from RefSeq and is a predicted model, not a curated record. The transcript has 5 exons. The coding region runs from base 159 to 1685 and encodes 508 amino acids. Lineage: Eukaryota; Metazoa; Arthropoda; Insecta; Lepidoptera; Pieridae.
UACAGUGACGUAUCGCAAACCGAUCACCGAUAAUCUUUUCAUAAUAAUAAUUUAAAUACGUGGAAAUAAUAAGUAUACUAUAUUAUAGAGAAUGAGAUAGAUUUUUAAAAGACAUAAAUAUUAACUCAAACAACUAUGAUGCUAACACGUUAUAAGUCAUGCCUCGUCAAAGGUGGUUUGUAAGAAGAAAUUUAAUAAUGCCUGUUGCUGAGGGAGGCGAUCAAUACUCUGUUUGGGUUGGACUAAUUUACAUAUUUAACUUAAUUGUUGGUACUGGGGCUCUGACUCUUCCAGCUGCAUUUGCCAGAGCAGGAUGGGGCCUAAGCACAAUAUCCCUUGUAUUCCUGGCAUUUAUGAGUUUUAUGAAUGCAACAUAUGUCAUAGAAACAAUGGCUUGUGCCAAUGCUGUAUUUAAAUGGAAAAGAUUGCAAUUUUUAAAGAGGAAUAGUAUGCAAGAUGAAGAAAACUCAGAUGAAGAACAAACUACCUCAAAUGCUCCUGGCUAUGGAGAGCUUGAAGAUCCCUUAGUUUGCGGAGAAUCUGUACCUUCACGUUAUUAUAGUCUUGAUAAAAGAAUUGAGCUAGGGGAAAUGGCUAAUCUCUUCUUAACUAAAACUGGACGGACAAUGUUUUAUUGCACACUAUGUGUUUAUCUGUAUGGCGAUUUGUCAAUAUAUUCUGCUGCUGUUUCCAAGUCUUUAAUGGAUGUUUUGUGUUCAACAGUUCCAUCAAAUAUGACAAAUAUAACAGAUUGGGACAAUAUACCCUGCUUUCAUGCCUCUGAAGGAGCCUUCACUCGUAUUGAUUGUUACCGAAUGGCUCUUUUGACAUUCUUCGCAGCAAUGGGUCCUUUUGUCUUCUUUAAUGUACAGAAGACAAAAUACCUACAGCUGUUUACUUCUGGAAUGCGGUGGCUUGCAUUCGUCAUAAUGAUAUCAAUGGCGAUACAUCUUCUAAUCAAACACGGACCUCAAGGGAAGCCGCCAGCCUUCGAUUUCACGGGCAUGCCCACUUUGUUCGGGGCCUGCGUCUAUUCAUUCAUGUGCCACCAUUCCCUGCCUGGCUUAAUCAGUCCUAUACGAGGCAAAAGUCACCUCGGGCUCCACCUCUCGCUUGAUUACAUGCUCAUAAGCAUCUUCUAUCUCCUUCUGGCGUUCACGGGCGCGUUCGCGUUCACAAACCUAAACGAUCUUUACACAUUAAACUUCGUGCCCACAGAUAAUGAGAAUAUUUUUCUAGAAAUUGUCGAAUACUUUCUCGCUCUAUUUCCUGUGUUCACUCUCUCUACAAGUUUUCCGAUUAUUGCUAUUACAUUGAGGAAUAAUUUGCAAAGUUUAUUUUUGGAUACGAGUCGUUUGGAGUCGUAUAAUUUUGUUUUACGGAAGCUGAUAUUUCCAAUUGUAGCUGUCGUUCCUCCGCUAUUACUGACAUACUUCUUGGAGGAUAUAAGUGUUCUUAUUAAGUUUACGGGGUCCUAUGCCGGUACGGGGAUACAGUAUUUGAUACCAACGUUUCUUGUGCUCUCCGCUAGGCGACAUUGCGCUAAUUUGUUAGGUUUAGGUGUGGUUAAUAAAUACAAAAGUCCAUUUUCAAAUGUAGCGUGGGCUGUGUUUGUCCUACUUUGGUCAUUUAUAUGUAUAAUACUCGUAUCUGUAAAUAUGAUCGAGAAACAUUUAAAUCGUUAAAUAACAUAUUUCCUAAACCUUUUUUUCACUCGUACUCACAUUUAACCAUCAAAUUAUAACUUAUAGUAAACUAAUAUUAAUACAUGUAUUGCCAGUAAGGAUUCAUUACUCCUUAGUAGUAAAAAUUCUGCUUCCGAUUCUUGAAUGGAAUAUUUUUUUUUACUAAAUGUCUAAAGUAACUGUAAAAUUAAAUAAAGAAUCUGCGUACGGAGUGGAGAAGAUGAGACGUUACCAAUUGCCUAUUAAUCCUUAUUCCUCGUUACCAAAGUGAUUUAAUUAAUAUUUAUAAAAAAAUUCGUACAAAAAUGUGUUCAUUGUUGAUUUAUGCAUGUCCAACGCACAAGAAGGAUAUUUUUGUCUUUUUCGCUCAUUAACUGACUUGGACACAAGUUAGUAACUAAAAAAACGAGUUAUAUUGCAGAAGAGCGUAGAAGCGAUCUUUUUCUUGUAGAUAUUGUUUUAAAAGCCUAGCCUAGAGAGGUUUUAGCAUGCGAAACCUCUGAGGUCGGUUUUGCACCAACGGAUUAUUCUAAGUAAUUAAUAAUUACUUAGGAAUGCAAUUAUCUUGAGGAAGCACAUCUACAGAGUCAGGCUGGUCCCCUUGUCUUUAAAAGAAAAUCACCAAAGAAACCUUCAAUCUGAAGCCUAGAUCUAUAGUUGUAGCGGCAUUGAAUUAUUUCGAUAUAUAAAAUAUCAAAGUCGCCGAAACUACUUUACUAGGAGAAGGAUGAUAUUUCAGUUAAUUCAGAAACGAGAUUUAGUUUGUCUGGCACGUCAACAGAUUUUAAAUUUGUCUAAUUUCGUUUCUAGAUUUCCCCUUAAAGGCAAAAUAGUACAAUACUACUUUAUUUGUGUAAACAAAUGCCAAUAAUUUGAAACAUAAUAUAAUUGUUUUCUUGAUAAUUUUAUAAUAAUCUAAAUAUGUAAGAUUGAUUGUUUACGGUUUCCUAGUUGUAAUAAUGUCAUGGCUUUUAUAUUUUUGACUAGAACAAAUAAGGAAUUGUGUUGGAAAUUGUAUUGGUACAAUAAUAUUUUUCUGUGAUAGCGUAACGUUUUGUAUAUGUAUCUAAUUGCUAAAGUGACUGAUUGAUGUAUUUAUUAUAUUCAGAGUAUUUUUACAAUAAAUUUAUUUUGUGUGUU